GGAAGGGUGACUCUCAGAGGGUCCGUCCCUCUCGGCCUCGCUCUUUUCACCUUCUACAAACCGAACCUUGAACUUUAUUGGAAACUCUGAGAGAAGAAACAAAAACAAUAUCAGAGUAGGAAGGAAGUGCACGGCCGCUUUUCUUUCAUUUCUCAGGUGGGGAAAAAGGUUUUGGUGUAUAUUUAGACCUGGUGUGAUCCUGUUUACCACUCGUGGAUUUGAUCAUUGUUUCCAUCCCAGUCAUAUUCUCCCACAAUCGACUGGGGCCAAAUAGGAUUUAACAAAGGAGUUACAUGGUUGUUUCUAUGGUAAUGCUGCAUUUGCCAAGCCUUUGAAGAACUGAAGGUUAUCACUGACUCCAGCAAACUCCAAGCUCUCUUCACCAAUGAGCAGUCAGCGCAGCAGCAGGAGGGCGGGCUCCUCUUCUGAGCCCAGCCAGAGGACGUUUUUAGAUGAUGUCAUUUUGACCUUUAGCUCCCCGAUGGCCUGGGUGCUGGUCGUGGCCCUGAUCAUCACGUGGUCGGCCGUGGCCGUCGUUCUCUUUGACCUGCUCGAUUACAAGACUCUAGCAGAGUUCACGUCAUACUGUGACGACCCCGUGUGUUUACCUCCUGGUCUCCCUCCUCCUGCUGUUGGUAAGAGAGUUUUGCGAACAAGAGGUGGUGUUCAUCCAAGCAAGUCAAGUUCUGCUGGAGCGGCUGAGGUCACAGCUCAGGGGAGCAGUGAUUGGUUGGAGCUGAUGUGGUCGUUUUGCAGCCAGUUUGUUGGCUCCAGAUGAGGAAGAAGAAGGUAUUCACCUGCUAAAUGAAAGCCUCACAUCGUUCCUUUCUGAGGCGUUGUGAUGGAGGACAGCUGCUUCGGAAGACAAUAACAGACAAACACUAAAACCCAGACAGACAAGAAGAAGAGGCGAAAUGAAUGUGGAAGAAAGGAUGCAGAGGAAGGAAAGGAGGAAAGAAAGUGGUGUGUAAAAUAAAUACAAACUGAUAAACCAUUUUUUUCAUGUUCCCCAUCAGCACAAUGUCAACAUUUCAAGAUUUUGUUGACCUCAUGAGUUCACUUAUGUACAAACCUGCAGUGACAUCAUCUAAAGGACUCUGUGAUUAUUAUUAACCGCUUCCGACUGUUUUUCUUUCUGUUGAUUGGCUGAUCAUUACAGCACUUUUCACAACAUAAUAAAAUAUAUAAAUGUGUGCACAGCCGAGCUCCUGUCAGGGAAUUUAAUCACCGUUUAAAAUCAACAACAUGACAACAAGCACAUUAGGUUUACAUCAUUUACAGACACUUUCAGUGCUGAUAUUGCAGACUCUUAAUAGUUUUUUACAAGCUGCAUAACUGCGGCUGGAAAAAAGCUAAUGAGGACGAAGAUCACAUGCAGCCACAACAGCUGGUGGAAACCAAAUGAGGAGCCAUGAACAUUUUUCUAACACCACCGAUUACCCACUCAACAUGCAAA
Thalassophryne amazonica is the source of this 1456-nucleotide messenger RNA. Its product is annotated as triadin-like. The transcript is spliced from 6 exons. Gene Ontology annotation, cellular component: membrane; sarcoplasmic reticulum. The record is from RefSeq and is a predicted model, not a curated record. Lineage: Eukaryota; Metazoa; Chordata; Actinopteri; Batrachoidiformes; Batrachoididae. Bases 386 to 778 code for a protein of 130 amino acids. Gene Ontology annotation, molecular function: signaling receptor binding.